This is a messenger RNA of Panicum virgatum (switchgrass), 928 nucleotides long. RefSeq lists its product as uncharacterized. The coding region runs from base 141 to 638 and encodes 165 amino acids. NCBI's taxonomy places the organism in Eukaryota, Viridiplantae, Streptophyta, Magnoliopsida, Poales, Poaceae. The transcript has 4 exons. The record is from RefSeq and is a predicted model, not a curated record.
GUGCUACAUACAGCUGCAUUGCAAAAAUAUCUGCCAUACUGCCAGGCACAAAAUGGUACUACAAAGCAUGUCGAAAUUGUAAAGUGGGAUAUGGAAGCAUUUCAGAAGAACCAAGAUGUGAUUGUGCAGCUUCACAGCCAAUGCCAAUGUACAAACUUCUUAUUACCAUUACAGAUGAUACUGGAAGCAUAGACACAAUAGCUUUCUCUUUCAUAGCUGAAGACUUGGUAGAACGUAGUGCAUAUCAUGCUUCUCAAAACAUGAAAAUUGACGCAACAGAGCAUGUAGUUGCUCUAGAUAAAGCAAUUGGAAAAACUAGACUCUUCUACAUAGGAAUGAGCACUAAUUCGUCCUCAACUUUUUCCAUCAAAUAUGUCUUGAGGAAGAGUUUUCCAAUAGAGAAUCCAAGUUCAAGUUCAAAGGAUCCAACUCCACAGGCAACACCUGUCAUGACAGCACUACCUUCUCCACCUCCAAACACAGGAUCUGAAAGCUCAAGCGCAAAGAGAUCAUUAGAUUUCAAAGAUGACAUAGAAUGCAAUGAAAAAGAGCAAACGACUACCUCCCAGACUCUUCCAAAACGUCAAAGACCAGAGUACUACUCUCUUCAACACAUCUACAUUCAUUUUUUAAAAUAGACAUUUAUAAUAUUGGUUUGAAAUGUACUUGCAGAUAACAAUACAACGGAACACUUGGUACAAGCUCUUUGCAGAGAGGCAUUGCAGAGAGGCAUCUCUGAUGCUCGACUACAUUUUCCUAUAGUGCUUUUACAAUAAUACUUUAAUAAGCUUUCAUGUUUGCGGCACUCUAAAUCUCUUAUUUAUGUCAAAACUGAACUUCAUAGAAGCACUGUAUUUUUGUGUACCUAUUUCUGAAUCUGAACAUACUAAAAGUUGAAGAGUGACCAUGGGAUGCAUAUUCAGUAUUA